Messenger RNA from Candida dubliniensis CD36, 1524 nucleotides. RefSeq lists its product as uncharacterized. Lineage: Eukaryota; Fungi; Ascomycota; Pichiomycetes; Serinales; Debaryomycetaceae. Bases 1 to 1524 code for a protein of 507 amino acids. The transcript has a single exon. The record is from RefSeq and is a predicted model, not a curated record.
AUGACAGAUGCGUUUGAUAUAGACUACUUAUUUAUUAAUCAAUUGGCAUUUACAUUUAACAAAUACAUAUCCUUGCCAUCACUGGGCAUUCCCAGAUCAAGUAUAAUCAACACAGCAAAACAGUGUUUGAAUUAUAUGAAACGCUAUGAAAUUAUUCACCCCAUUGCGGAGAUUUUAGUUGAUUAUUUAUCAAAAGAAGCUAGUUUGGAAAGUAAUUUCAGCACGCAAUGGAUUGAAUCAACCCGUUCUUUAAAUGGUUUAUACCUCGAGCAAGUUAAAGCGGAAAUCAAACAAACACUCGAGACUUCAAUGCAAUCGCUAUCUUCUAAUGAAGCAGAAGCAUUAUUUGGCAAGAUCAAAAGAGCUAUUGCCAUAACAAUAGUACAAACUAAUUAUGAUACCGGAUUAAGCUUAUUGAAUAAUUAUGUUGCGGUUGUGGAUAUUUCGACACAACCAAAAACCAAGGAACAACUUGCGUCAAACGGCUAUAUCGAGUUUUUGUUCUACCAAUACGUGUUGCAUAUAUUUUCCCUGAUUUGGUUCCCCUUAUACUACAAUGAGCUUCAUGGAUACAACUUGUCUCAAAGACAAUUUUCUGGAACAUAUGAAAUUAAAGCAAAUAUAAUUAGCAAUUUCUUCAAGACUUUAGAGCAAAUUUAUUUCAAGGCAAUUAAUUAUUAUCACAAAAAUGAACUAUUAUUUGGCCAAUACGAUAAGGAGACACACUAUCUUUGGGCAAUUAAAUUUUUCAACCUAUGUUUAUUGUUCAAGCAGUUCAAGCUAUCUGAAUUUCAUGAUCAGUUUAUUGAGUUUUUUCUUAUUGAAAAAGACCCACUUAGUUUUCUUAUUGGCAAUAUGAAAAUUCUUUCGUCAAGCUUACUUGUCAUGUUUGGGAUUACGACUAUUUUCUUGAAGCCUUUUAACGAAUUGACUUUAAUGAAGCUUGAUAAAGAUGAUGCAUUAAUUGAUUUGUUUACCGAAGUACCAGAAAGCUUAGAAUUUCAAUUAUAUAAUUCCAUCAUGAUCCCCUUGGCAAAAUGUGAGUUUAAACAAGUGAUUGUGCAAUUACAAAAUAAGAAGUUUGAUGCUGAGUUAGUGGCCCAACUAGAAUACAAUCUACCCGUCCAUUUCAAAAAUGCCAGUGGUACCAAUGGCUCAUCAUUAAUCAAUUAUAUGGCAUCAAUAAUUGAUUACAAGAAUUUUUUCGUCAUACUUACUAGCUCAAGAAAAGUAUCAAGGUUGCAGAUGAUUGAGUUAAUGGGCCAUGAUACAACCGAUGAUAGAUCGGCUACUGAAUUGACCAAUGCUUUGAUAGGUAUAAUAGUUGCAUUGGGCUUGCAUAAAUACGGUAUCUAUUAUGAUGCCGAAAACCAAAUGUUUGUUAAUGACGAGAUGAUAAAAGACAGCAACGCCGACGAUGUGGCCAAACUACAAGAAAAUAUCAACGAAUUGAAAAAUGAACUACGUGCAGAAUCGCUAGCGACGAAAAUGACAGGUUUACUAUUGGAUAAAUAUUACAGAUAA